AUGGCUUCGGAUGGCGUUGCCGCCAACGGCACGCCCCAGCCACACUAUGCUGCUGAAUACCUGCAAGAAAGAAUCUCAGCGCAGCCCGAAAACCCGUUUGCAAGCCUGAUUCCCGACCAGCAGAUUGCCAUUGUGCCCGCAUUCGACCUCGAGUCCGGCGUGACGCUCCGCAAUGUCCCCGUCGCCUACACGACCCGCGGCACGCUCAAUGCGGCCGGCGACAACGCCAUGGUCAUCUGCCACGCGCUGACGGGCAGCGCCGAUGUCAGCGACUGGUGGGGCCCGCUGCUGGGCGGCCCCGGCCGGGCGUUUGACGUGUCGCGCUUUUUUGUGAUUUGCGUAAACAGCCUGGGUAGUCCCUACGGCAGCGCCAGUCCCGUGACGGCCAAGGACGGCGAUGCUGGCCGCGGGCGGUACGGCCCCGAGUUCCCGCUGACGACGAUCCGCGACGACGUGCGGCUGCACAAGAUGGUGCUGGACGAUUUGGGCGUAAAGCAAGUGGCGGCCGUGAUUGGCGGGUCGCUAGGUGGCAUGUUCGUGCUGGAGUGGGCCUACCUGGGCGCCGACUACGUGCGGUGCGUGGUGCCGAUUGCGACGAGCAGCCGGCACAGCGCGUGGGGCAUCAGCUGGGGCGAGGCGCAGCGGCAGAGCAUCUACGCGGAUCCCAAGUACGAGGACGGCUACUACCCCUUUGACGACCCACCGGUCACAGGGCUGGGGGCGGCGCGCAUGUCGGCGCUGCUGACCUACCGCAGCCGCAACUCCUUUGAGGCGCGGUUCGGCCGCAACAUUCCAGAUCCGAAGCGGCAGCAGCUGAUCUUGGAGCGCGAGCGGGCGCACGCGGCGACGUCGUCUGCCUCCUUGUCGUCGGCAUUGGCACCGCACACGCUGCCGCCUGCGUCGCCGUCUGAGGGCCAUUUCCGCAUCCACAACGACGGCCACCGGAUCAAGGAGGCCAACCGGUUCCGGGCUACGUCGGCCGCAUCGUCGGCAUCUGGCAGUGGCGGCGGCGGUGGCGGCGGCAAGACGGAGGGCAACGAGUCGAGCGGUGCGGCCACGCCAGACCCGCAGUUCCACGGCCCAAGUGCCGUCGACGACGCUGGCGCGGGCGCUGGCGCCAAAGAGAGCCUGACGGGCGGAUCGGCACCGCCGACGUCGACCUACUUCUCGGCGCAGUCGUACCUGCGCUACCAGGCGACCAAAUUUGUCAAGCGCUUUGACAGCAACUGCUACAUUGCCAUGACGCGCAAGCUGGACACGCACGACGUGUCGCGCAGCCGGGCCGACAGCGUGGCCGAGGCCCUUGCGCUGAUCAAGCAGCCGACACUGGUGCUGGGCAUUGAGAGCGACGGCCUGUUUACGUUUGCCGAGCAGCAGGAGCUGGCAGAGCACAUCCCGGACUGCCGGCUGGAGCGCAUUGACAGCCCAGAGGGCCACGACGCGUUCCUGCUGCAGUUUGAGCAGGUCAACCGCUACAUCCUUGCGUUCCUGCGCGAGGUGCUGCCCGACAUUAUGAAUCGCCCAGGCCUGGCGCGCACGGACGAGGGUGCCGUUGACGGCGCCGACGUGGCGAACGGCGCCCAGAGCACGAGCGGCGGCAACGAGGCCAGCUCGGUGGGCAAGCUGACCAAGUCGAGCACCUUUGGCGAAGCCGAGGUGGACGACAUUACGGCAUGGUAG
Sporothrix schenckii 1099-18 is the source of this 1680-nucleotide messenger RNA. RefSeq names its product homoserine O-acetyltransferase. The record is from RefSeq and is a predicted model, not a curated record. Gene Ontology annotation, molecular function: homoserine O-acetyltransferase activity. Bases 1 to 1680 code for a protein of 559 amino acids. The transcript is spliced from 2 exons. NCBI's taxonomy places the organism in Eukaryota, Fungi, Ascomycota, Sordariomycetes, Ophiostomatales, Ophiostomataceae. Gene Ontology annotation, biological process: L-homoserine metabolic process.